AUGGUUUCUCUAAAAUCUAUCCUCCUUGUGGUUUUCUGUGGAACAUCCUAUGCCGUACCUUUUGCGCCAAACUACGCUGUCGAAUCCAUGUCCUUGCCUGACCCCAGCAGAUCUGGCCUCGAAACCAGAGGCAUCGAGAGCGGAACAUUCAUUAUCAAAUGGAUCCAUGCCCUAGACAACUCCAAAGACUUGACCUUCAGGGCAGCCAUAAUAUAUCUUCAGGGUCAGGUCUUCGCGCCUUCCGGAUCGGGUGUAUAUGCAAGGUUUUAG
Messenger RNA from Pyrenophora tritici-repentis Pt-1C-BFP, 270 nucleotides. Lineage: Eukaryota; Fungi; Ascomycota; Dothideomycetes; Pleosporales; Pleosporaceae. The record is from RefSeq and is a predicted model, not a curated record.